Messenger RNA from Chaetomium fimeti, 1642 nucleotides. RefSeq lists its product as uncharacterized. Lineage: Eukaryota; Fungi; Ascomycota; Sordariomycetes; Sordariales; Chaetomiaceae. Bases 166 to 1434 code for a protein of 422 amino acids. The transcript is spliced from 2 exons. The record is from RefSeq and is a predicted model, not a curated record.
CCUAGGUAAGGUAGAAAGCACCAGAAUCUCGCCCUCCUUAAAGCAAACCCGCUCGUUCAUUACCUACUUUGGCUCACAGUUGAUCGACAAUUUGUAAACGCGAGUUAAAGGCUUCUCCCCUGUUGAGUCCUCCUCCCUUUGCGCAACACCAAGCGGUCGCUCAGAAUGGCUCACCAAACAUCAAACAUUCCAUGGAACAUCUUGGCGUCAAACCUUCAAUUUUCCCAAGCCAAUCAGACCCAUAAUAGAAACCUCCAUCUCCGACACAAGCCUGGCCAAGGCAAACGACUUCAUUACUUCGUGGAAGCCUUAACCAACAAUAUCCACCAGCAUUCCGCACAAACCCGUAAGAGAUAUCCCGAGCGAUAUGACGCACCACACUCUGACGACAUCAUCCUCGACGAUGCUACUGUCAGAAAAGUCACCCCGACUGUCCACCGUUUGCGCUCCCACGCGUCUUGGAAAACAGAAUACGAGCCAUCCAUCUUUCCGUCUCGCGGCGAGAUCUGCCAACAUAAAGGAGACACCGAAUGUCGAUGCCCAAUCCCUUACGAGGAGAGAAAGGCUUCUUCGUUUUACCGGAGAUAUCGCCGGAAUAAAUGUUACCGGUUCCACGAGGACAACGGAGAGGCCUUCUUCAAUCUUGAAGUUGUCAAGAGCUUGCUUUUGCAUGGCGAAAUGGACGUUAUUUUCCGCGUGUGCGCUUACCCUGGGGUAGACCUGGGGACUUGGUGGGACAUGUUUACGUGUUAUUGCAAUCCGCACGACGUGGGUUGGGAUACUCUCUGUACCAAAGCACUGCUGCCGUACAUCGGCCUCAAUGUCAUUUUUUGCUUCCCGGAGACGUGGGACCCGGCAUCUGGGAUGACCGACGAAAAGGAUUACCGCCAGAUGAAAGUCUAUCAGUAUAUGCUCCACCAAUGCACCUUGUCAGGAAUGACUUCCGAAGUCGCAACGCACCCACAUCGACAGUUUUUCGGCAUCGAGGAUGGGCAGUUCCAUAGUCACGGCGCGCUGGGAGGUCCACGUCCUCUCUACGGAUCAGUGUCAUUUGAACACUUCCUGAACUGUGAGACACCGACAGACAGCAGACCAGGACGAUGCGAUGUCCCUCAGGUUCAGGGGAUUCUUUACAGCAAAGGAUUGCCAAUGGAGUUGGUCUUGGAGAUCAUGGAUCUAGCAGAGUAUACACCGAGAGGAAGGCUUUGGGUGCCGCAUCACCCAUUCCACCGAGGUAACUGGGAUGAACUGGAAAAGUACUUGAAGUUCUGUUGGCAGGUGCUUGUCCGCUGCGACAUGAUGGCAUCUGCUCUUGGCAUGGUGAUCCCUUGGCAAGAAUUGGUAUCCCAGACUCUCAUUGAGCUCUUUGAUUGUUGCACGGGACGAUGGUGGACCCGAGACUGGGAUACUCCAAAGGGCUACACGUUCUUGUGACUAAACUCCAACGCAGCUUUCGGAUCCUGAAAUCCUGAAAACAUGGGAAAAUCAAGAUCCAUUUCACAAAUCUCAAGGCACAGGGCGAGAUCUAGAAAACUUGGACUACGCAGAGUUCAAUAACGUAACUAAACGGUGUUCAAGUAAUGGAAAAAGGAAACCAGAGAACAUGCCUAACCACAAAUCUCCCCUCCAUCUGGGGAAAAGC